Metopolophium dirhodum (rose-grain aphid) is the source of this 5331-nucleotide messenger RNA. RefSeq lists its product as uncharacterized. The transcript is spliced from 12 exons. The coding region runs from base 76 to 606 and encodes 176 amino acids. NCBI's taxonomy places the organism in Eukaryota, Metazoa, Arthropoda, Insecta, Hemiptera, Aphididae. The record is from RefSeq and is a predicted model, not a curated record.
UAACUAUAAUAUCAUUUGUAUUUUGUGUUAUUCACCGCUAACGUUAUUAUCCAAUUAUUGUUGGUACCUACAAACAUGGUCAAACAUAUUAUUAUUAAGCUAACUUUAUGUUUUAUGGUUUAUAUUAUUGGAAAUAUAGAUGCGGCAGGUGAAGAAGCUCGUAAAGCAAAAUUUUUACUUGCGGUCAAAUGCAAUAGGCAAUUGUUUGAAAAUGGACUUAUAAAAGGAAUACCUGACUUGCAGAGAUCGCCUAAUAGUACAUUUAAAGUAGUAUUGACUCAAUUUUAUACAUCAUAUGAUAUCCAUACCGUAACACUUGAAAACAGAGACAUUGUACCAACUCUUAACAAUGACCAGUUUAUAACAGAUGAAGGAGUUGAUAAUUUAAUAAGAGAAUUCGUAUACGAUUUCGUUCAAAAGGGUACAGAUGAUAUAUUUCAAGGCAAAAUAAGUGCAUUGAUGGCGAAAUUGAGUACUGGCCAACUUAAUGAUUAUCCACUUAAAACGUUUGUUCUUAAUUAUAAUACUAGGAGUUCUAAAGUAUAUUAUAGAACAACAACAGAGUUUUGUAUAAAAUACAGCAAAAGUCCUAAUUUUAGGGAUUGAUGUUAAAAUUUAAACAAUAGUAGUGCAAACACCUUGUAAGUUACAAUAUUUUUUAUGAAAUAGGAGGGCUAUUUCGUCUGGGUAAAUAAAUUUAUUCAACGUGGUAUUGGACUUGGUAUUGGGUCACUCGUGUAUAAGUUGAAUAGUAGGGGAGCUAAAACAGAGUCUUGUAGCAGGUCCUUGUUUAGGGUUUUUUGCAUACUUUUUCUAUCACCUAUAACUACUGUGAUAAAUCGAUUGCUCAAAAUGCAUGAUACCACUUAUUGUUUUGCAUGGUAUAAUCCGUAGGAGUUUAGUGAUAAAUCACUAGUCAGUAGGGAUAUCGGCCCGUAGAUUUUAAUGUCAUUAUCGGCAGUGGCGUGGCGAGAAUCUUUCAAACCCUAAGCAAAUUAUUUAUAUAACAAACCCCCCCCCCCCCCCCCCGCCACCGAAACUAUAUAUAAUUUUCUGUAUGAUAAUUUUGAAAUUUUGUUAUAAGAAGUCAUGAAUAAUUUAUUAUAAAUGAUAUUAUAAUAAUAAAUUAUACAUAAAAUAGUAAAAAUAAAACUAAAAAGUGGGGAAAGUGGAUUUCGCUCUGCUGUACAGUAGGUUACAAAAGGGUCACUGUAUAAUGGAUGGUAUUAAAUUUGAAUUCAAUGAUAAAAUAUCAUUGUAUAAGAUAAACGGUUCUGAGCGGAGACGGUAUGUCAGUCUAGGUAUAUGACAUAUAUUAUACUUAUCUAUGGUACUAAAAAAAAAAUGUUCCUAUAAUAAAUUCAAAAAUUAAUCAUAUCACAAAAUCUAUUAGGUACUUAUAACGCGUUUUACAUCAACCGUGAUACUAUCAUAGAUAUAUAAUAGUAUACUUUAGAAGUUUCAAGUACCCACAAAUAAUAUUAUACAAUCACAACAAAAUAACUAAAAUAGUAAGUUAUUCUAUGUUUUAGAUUCUGAGCGAAGCGAUGAAUGUAUUGAUUCUACAAUGAUGUGUGUUUUUUUUUAAUUUUUUUAUUUGUUUUAUUUUUUUUAUUUUUUUUUUAUUUUUGUGUCUGUCAUCACCUUUUAGGACAGUAAAAGUGCUUGGAUUUUCUUCAAUAGUAACUUUUCUGAUAGGAAAGUGAAUCUAGUUGGUACUUUGGGGGGUCAAAAGUAAAAAUUUCCCAGUAGUUUUCACAAGCGACGUGAAAAACAAAAGAAAAAUUAAGGAAAAACGGGAAUUUUUUCGAGAAAAUCGAUUUUGGUUUUUGGUGUAUCUCUAAAACAAAUGACCGUAGGGACAUGAAAUUUUGACUGAAUGUUUAUAUUAGCAUUUUCUAUACACCAUAAAAUUUACAAAAUAUUUUGACUCUUUUUGAGCUGUUUACGGCCAUUGUCAGUUUUCAAUUUUUUUAGUUUUUUUUUCUAUAAAUAUCAAUAAAAUUUUAUCUGUUGAGUAAAAAAGCUUGAAAAUUUAAUAGAAGGCUCCUAGGUUAUUGUUUCAAAGGCAGAUGAAAAAAAUUAAAAAUCCUUAGUCACAGUUUUUAAUUUUAAGCAUUUAAAGUUCAAAUUUUGACAAAAUACGGAAAAAUCACGAAAAAUAGCAAAUUAUUUUGAUGAGAAUUCAUAAAAAUUUUUAUUUUUAAAUCUAAGAUUUGAAAAUGUAAUAUAAGAUUACUCAUAAGUUUGUCUACCUUUAUCAAAAAAAAAUGUCUAGAAGAAACUUAAAUUAAACUUUUAUGAGCGUCUGAAAUUUAUAUUUUUACAACAUUUGAUAUUUACUCGAUUUCUCAUAUAACAAUUUUCUUAUUUUAUUGUAAUUAAAAAACGAAUGACUGUAGAUACUUGAAAAUUUCACUGAAUGUUUAUAUUAGCAUUUUCUAUACACCAUAAAAUGUUGAAAAUAUUUUGACUCUUUUUGAGCUGUUUACGGACAUUGUCAGUUUUCAUUUUUUUUAGUUUUUUUUUCUAUAAAUAUCAAUAAAUUUUUAUUUGUUGGGUAAAAAAGCGUGAAAAUGUAAUAUAAGGCUCCUGAUAUAUCGUUCUAAUAGCAGUUGCAAAAUAUUAAAAAUACAUAGGCACAAUUUUUUUUUAUAAGCAUUUAAAGUUCAAAUUUUGACAAAAUGUAUCAAAUUUAUAAUUUAUUAAUUAUUUUGUAGUUAAAAAUUUAUGGCUAAGGAUUGAAAAUUUAAAACAAGGCUCCACGUAAAUAGGUUAUAUAUAAAUUACUUUAUUCACAAUAAUAUCAUCAAAUAUACUUGGUAAAAUCAUAGGCUGACUAACCGUUUUCGCUCAGAAUCAUUUUCCUUAUACAAUGAUUUUAUAUCAUUGAAUUCAAAUUUAACACCAUCCAUUACAGUGACCCACUUGUAACCUACCGUACAGCAGAGCGACAUCCACUUAUCCACCUUUUUUUAUAUGUAAUUUCGUCCAGAUUUGAACUUAAAAAAUCAAAUAACUAUAAAAAUAAACUCUGUUUAUGUAUUUUUUAGUUUUUUUGUUAACAGAAUUAUCUACAUACGUGAAAUCUUAUUUUAAAUGUUCAAUCCUUAGUUAUAAAAGUUAACCAUUUUAUACAUUUUCAACUACAAAAUAAUUAUUCAAUUUUAAAUUUGAUAAAUCUUGUCAAAAUUUGAUCUUUAAAUGCUUAUAAAAAAAAUUGUACCAAUGUAUUUUUAAUAUUAUUCAACUGCUAUUGUAACAACACAUCAGGAGCCUUGUAUUAAAUUUUCACACUUUUGGCCCAACAGAUAACACUUUAUUGAUAUUCAUAGAAAAAAAAAAAAACUAAAUAAAUUUAAAUAUGAAAUUGUCCUUAAACAGCUCAAAACAAGUCAAAAUAUUUUGAAAAUUUUAUCAAGUAUAAGAAUUGAUAAAAUAAACAUUCAGUGAAAUGUUCAUGUAUCUACAGUUACUAAUUUUUGAAUUACAACAAAAUAAAAAAAUCGCUACAUGAGAAAUCAAGUGAAUAUCCAAUGUUGUAAAAAUUUGAAUUCCAAGCUCAUAAAAUUUUAAUUUGAUUUCUUCUAGGUAUUUUUUUUUUUUUUGAUAAAGGUAGACAAACUUAUGAAGAAUUUCUUAUUAUAUUUUCAAAUCUUAGAUUUAAAAUCAAAAUGUUUUAUGAACUUCUAACUCAAAAUAAUUUGCGAAUUUUCGUAAUUUUUAUUUUUCACGUAAAAAUACCCGUUGUUUACGGCACUUUUGAAAACUACAGGAACAAUUUUACUUUUGGCCCCCCUAAGUACCAACUAGAUUCAUUAUUCUAUCAGAAAAGAUACUGUUGAAGAAAUUACAAGCACUUUUACUGUCCUGAAAGGUGAUGACUGUAGGGGAAAUCGUUAAAUAUUUCACUUCUAAUUGCUAUGAUAUGGUCUUUAUGGUCUUUUGUUGAGAAACAUAGGUCUGGAUUAUAGUCUCGUUGCCACCUCCCUGAUCUAAAUAUACAUUGAUAUGUACCUAAAUGUGGUUUGUAUGUGUUAAUGAUACUUAGUUCAUUAAUUUUAAAUGGAUGGCUGUGAUGUUGCUACGAUCAUAAGUAGUGUUUCCAAUCUGGUAUGUCAUUUCGUAUAUAUGUAGAGGUACCAUAGCUUCUAUUGUAUGUGGCGGCCGCUAAAGAGUAUCCAGAAAUAGAUCUUCUUUGUUGUUAUUGAUCUGCGUUAGAAGUAGGACCGAAAUGUUAUUUUCCCAUGCAAAUUUGGAUAGAUACUCACUCUUGUCCCGACUAAUACCUUCUAAAUUUAAUUGUAGGACUCUUAACUGAGGGCCUAGAUCCCGGGUCAGUUGGCUCUGAAAAAAGCAGUUUUCAGAAAGAGGGGAGAUGUUGUUGUUGUUGUUGCUGAUGUUGUUGUUGUUAGUGUUAGGGGCCGGUAGAUCCAUAAGGACAGUUUGGCCGCCAAUUUGAUAGAUCUUUAGCCGUUAUAUAACGUUGCUCAGGGUGUAAUGCGAGGAGGUGAUCUAUCUAUAUACCCCGGAAGUCUUGUAAUUUAGUGGGAAGGCGUGUAAAUUAGUGAAAAGUCUUGUAAUAUAGACGGAAGUCUUUGGAUGCAGUCGGAAGACUUGGCAUUUAGGAGAAUGUCUAUUAAUGUAGUGGGAAGACUUGUAUUUUUGUGAGAAGUUUUUGAAUUUAGUCGGAAUACGAGGAAAUUAAAGCGAAUACUAUUAAUUUAGUGGGAAGUCUUUGAAUUUAGUUGGAUGUCUUGUAAUUUAAGGGGACGUCUUGUAAAAUAGACGGAAGUUGUUUAAUUUAGGCGGAAUAAUUGGCAUUUAGGAGAAAGUAUAUUGCAGGUAACUUAUAUAUAUACGCAAGUAAACUAUCAAUUGCUACUAUAAUAUUAUGUAUUUAGUCCAUAAUUAAAAUAAGUACAUUAAAUCAACUGUUAAUUAAUUUUAUUUUUUAGAUAAACAUACAGCUUCAUAUUAUGAAUAUUGAACUAAUUAAAUUAUAUCGGCAUGUUACACUAAUAAAAAAAUUAUAUUAUUAUAUAACUUAACUACAUAAGAAUUAUCUAAAUAUAUUUAUAAUGAUACUAAAUAUAAAAUAGAGAAUAUAAUGUAAUAUGAUUUUAUUUUUUUUUUUUUUUGAGGAUUGACUUUAAUAAUUAAUUUUUAUUUGAUAUAUAGUUAAUAAUUAAGAUUAGAUUAGAGUGACAUAUGUAUUGUAUUUGAUACAAAAUUAAUUUUCUAUUUGCAUAUAAAAGAAACAUGUAGUAAGGCACUAUAAACGACUAAAAUAUCUUCAUUUUUUUUUGUCUAGUUUGUUAUUAUAAUAUG